AUGAAGUCACGCGCGGGCACGCCGCCGGUCCUGUACACGUACGCGUCGAUGCAGCAGCGGAGCGGCGGCGGCGUGAGGUGGCGCGAGUGCGUUGCCGUGCUGGGCGCCACCGCCUUGGUGGUGCUCGUGGUCACCCAUGCGCUCCUCCCAGGGGCCAGGUUGGGGGACCUGGGCGACGUGGUCAGCCCGGUGCUCCGUCUCCGGAGAGCCAGGCGGGAGGAGGCGGCCGUGCCGUCGUCGGAGAAGACGGUGGGCGAUAAGGCCGAUGGCUUCCCGUGGAGCAACGCCAUGCUGCAGUGGCAGCGCACCGGGUACCAUUUCCAGCCGGAGAAGAACUACAUGAACGAAACUGACUACCUUUUGCUUACGUACUCCGGCGACAUGCAUGCAUGUAUGCAUGCAGAUCCAAACGCUCCAAUGUACUACCGUGGAUGGUACCACUUCUUCUACCAGUACAACCCAGAGGGCAUCACGUGGGGCAACAUCUCGUGGGGCCACGCCGUGUCGCGGGACAUGGUCCACUGGCACCACCUACCCCUCGCCAUGGUGCCCGACCGAUGGUACGACAUCAACGGCGUUCUGACGGGCUCCGCCACCAUACUUCCCGAUGGCAAGGUCGUCCUGCUCUACACGGGGAACACCGACACCCUCGCCCAGGUACAGUGCCUUGCCGUACCUGUUGACCCUCAUGAUCCUCUCCUUCGUACUUGGACCAAGCACCCUGCCAACCCUGUGCUCCUUCCGCCCCCCGGGACCAGCAAAAAGGACUUCCGCGACCCCAUGACAGCAUGGUUCGAUAAGUCCGACAACACGUGGCGCACCAUGAUCGGGUCCAAGGAUGACAACGGGCAUGCUGGCGUCGCCCUCAUGUACAUGACAAAAGACUUCGUCAAGUUCGAGCUCAUCCCGCGCCCGGUCCACCGCGUCGAGGGCACCGGCAUGUGGGAGUGUGUCGACUUCUACCCUGUUGGGGGCAACAGCAACUCAUCACAGGAAGAGUUGUAUGUCCUGAAGGCGAGCAUGGACGAUGAACGACAUGACUACUACGCAUUGGGAAAGUAUGAUGCGGUGACCAACACAUGGACACCGCUGGACCCGGAGGCAGAUGUGGGAAUCGGACUGAGGUACAAUUGGGGAAAGUUCUUUGCGUCCACGACAUUCUAUGAUCCGGCAAAACGGCGACGUGUGAUGUGGGCGUAUGUUGGUGAGACAGACUCCAACCGGACCGACCUCGCCAAGGGAUGGGCAAACCUCCAGGCGAUUCCGAGGACGGUGGCGCUGGACGAGAAGACCCGGACGAAUCUCCUCCAAUGGCCGGUGGAGGAGAUCGAGACCCUCCGUCACAACACCACUGACCUCAGUGGCAUCACCAUUGGCACUGGUUCCAUCACCGCCCUACAUCUCCGCCAAGCCGCUCAGCUCGACAUAGAGGCCUCGUUCCGCCUCAACACUUCUGACAUCGCAGCCCACAACGAGGCCGACAUCGGCUACAACUGCAGCACUAGCGGUGGUGCCACCAACCGGGGUGCACUCGGCCCCUUUGGCCUCCUCCUCACCAACGGCCACAGUGAACAAAUGGCAAUGUACUUCUACGUGUCUAGGAGGCUCGACGGGGGCCUCCGGACCCACUUCUGCCAUGACGAGUCGCAGUCAUCGCUGGCCAGGAAUGUUGUGAAGCGGGUGGUGGGCAGCACCGUUCCGGUGCUCAACGGAGAGGCAUUAUCCGCCAGGAUUCUUGUGGAUCAUUCCAUUGUGGAGAGCUUCGUUAUGGGUGGGAGAUUGACGGUGACGUCACGGGUGUACCCGACUGAGGCCAUCUAUGAGGCGGCAGGGGUGUACGUUUUCAACAAUGCUACCGGCUCCACUGUCAUCGUCGAUAAGCUCGUGGUGCAUGAGAUGCAUUCAACACCGAUACAACUAGAUCUUUUUGCACGAGAUUAA
Triticum turgidum subsp. durum (durum wheat) is the source of this 1941-nucleotide messenger RNA. The record is from the annotation of a GenBank genome assembly. Lineage: Eukaryota; Viridiplantae; Streptophyta; Magnoliopsida; Poales; Poaceae.